Macrosiphum euphorbiae (potato aphid) is the source of this 1080-nucleotide messenger RNA. The record is from the annotation of a GenBank genome assembly. NCBI's taxonomy places the organism in Eukaryota, Metazoa, Arthropoda, Insecta, Hemiptera, Aphididae.
AUGCCUAAAUGCAAUGCAAGAGAUGACUGGUUUUUUAAAGAUGAUAUGCAAGGAAACAAAGUAUCAGAUUGGGGCAGAAAAACUGAUUGUUCUAGUGAAAUAUUUUGUUCUAUUUGUAUAUGUACUGUUGAUGUUAAAAAAGGUUUUCAAAGUCUGACUCAACAUGCAGCUACCAAAAAACACAAACAAAACGCCCACAUAAAGCUUAAUAUUAAACAACUAAAAUUAACUACAAGUACAAAUACUACAAUUGAAAACAAUUCUCGGAUUGAAGAUACAUUAGUUGAAAAAAGCAGUAAGUCAACUACAUUUUCCACUGUUCAUCUUUAUAGUAUAAGUGAUCAAUCAGUAGUAGCAGAACUGAUUUGGGCAUUAAAAGUUGUAUCUAGUAAUUACUCAUUUGCUUCAAGUGAUGGAAUUGUGGAAGUGUUUAAGACAAUGUUCCCUAAUGCUAUACCCAAAGGUUUCAGUAUGAGUCGCUCAAAAUUGACCUAUCUGAUAACUGAUGCCCUUGGACCAUAUUUUCGUGAAGAAUUGAUUAAGGAUAUUGCCAAUGAGUAUUUUAGUAUUAUCUUUGAUGAAACAACAAACUCAGGUGGGAACAAAGAACUCCAAGUGUUAAUUCGUUACUAUUCUACAAGUAAAUGUAAGAUUAUAACUCAACACUUACAGACAGUGUUCAUAGGAAAAGCUACUGCUGAUAUCUUGAGUGAAAAAAUUGUUAGUGCUGUGGAAAAUUCAAAUUUAUCAUUAAGUAAAUUGUUGAUGCUUGGAUCUGAUGGUCCAAAUGUCAAUAAGAAAGUUGCUCGUCUUAUAAAUGAUCAAAUUUUACAUUGUAGAUCAAAAAAUCUAAUCAACAUUGGGACAUGUUCUAUACAUACCAUACAUAAUGCCUUUCUAAAAGGUAUUGAUAAAUUUGGUGAAAAUGCUGAACAACUAAUAAUUUCAAUAUACUACUAUUUUAAAGGUUGGCCAACCCGCUGGGAAGAAUUUGAAACCAUUUUAGACAAGUUAAAACUUCCAAUUAGGCGCUUUAUUAAGCAUGUUCCUUCUAGGUGGCUGACAUUACAUGACUGCUAA